GUUGCAGCUGCAGAGAGAGAGAGAGAGAGAAAUCGUAUGUGUCUUUCUGUCGUAUGCAAAUAAGAUUUGAAUGCACGGUGCCUUUGGGUAAAGCAUUAACAAAAAACAACAACAGCAACAAAAACAACUUGUGUUUAAUGUGAUGCACACACUCCGAGCAUCCGCGUGCAAACUGUGCGUAAUUUUUUUUUCAGCAUGACCUUAUCAUCCCUUUAUUCGGUUAGUUUGUGUCAAUUGCGCGUGAAAACAUUGUGAAAUAUUAAAAACAAUCCCAUUUCCAAAAAGCCAAUUUCUGCCUGGUCCUCCUGUGCAUGAGGGCUGGACAGAGCUGACGCACACACACAGCCAUAGUAACAUUAUCAUUUCGGGUCUUGCUCCAGCUCCCCCCCGCCAAACUGGAUCGUGACGCAUGACGCUUUGGGGAGGCGCGGCGCACAUCCCCUAUAUAAUCCCAGCCCGCUGCUACUCUCGCCUCAGAGAAGCCAACAAGGUUAGACCCCUCGCAUCACUGAGGGGAAAAAAAGGAUUUUAAAAAAGCAAACCGUCACCACCUCUUGACCGCGACACCGUGCUACCUCUUGGGUGCAACAGCUUGCAAGCAUGAUUAAGAAAAUGCCGCCUGCAGAGAACGGGUUCGACAUACCGGCCAAGAACUGCCACAGGAUGGUGAUCCUGGGCUCCACCAAAGUUGGGAAGACGGCCAUCAUCUCUCGGUUUCUGAACGAGAGGUUCGAAGACCAGUACACGCCCACCAUUGAGGACUUUCAUAGGAAAUUCUACAGCAUCAGGGGAGACGUUUACCAGCUGGACAUUUUGGACACAUCUGGAAAUCACCCCUUUCCUGCGAUGAGGAGGCUUUCAAUACUAACCGGUGAUGUGUUCAUCCUGGUGUUCAGUCUGGAUAACAGAGACUCCUUCCAGGAGGUGCAGCGCCUCAAGCGCCAAAUCUACGAGACCAAGUCCUGCCUGAGGGACAAAACCAAGGAGAACGUGGACGUCCCGCUGGUCAUCUGCGGCAACAAGUGCGACAGGGACUUUUACCGGGAGGUGCAGGAGGAGGAGAUCGAGCAGCUGGUCGGUGGAGACGAGCACUGCGCCUACUUCGAGAUCUCGGCGAAGAAGAACACCAACGUGGACCAGAUGUUUCAGACUCUCUUCACCAUGGCCAAGCUGCCCGACGAGAUGAGCCCCGACCGGCACUGCAAGGUGUCGGUGCAGUACUGCGAGGUGCUCCACAGAAAGUCCUUCAGGAGCAAGAAGUGCAAAGACGGCAACGCGUACGGGAUUGUGGCGCCGUUUGCGCGCAGACCCAGCGUGCACAGUGACUUGAUGUACAUAAAGGAGAAAGCCGUAGGAGGCAGCCAGACCAAAGAGAAAGGCUGUGUCAUAUGCUGACACUUUCUCUGCCUGCGUGUGUGAAGACUUUCUGAGACUUUUCCCCCCCAGAGCUGAGGAGGAGAUCGGCCCCUCGGCGCACAGUGGCGCAUGAGCCCAUCACUGUAGACUUGAGCCUCUCAGGGCCACAGAGACACACGGGAGAAGUUGGUCACUUCUGAUGCUGUAAUGCUGUAAAAUCUGCCUCUAGAGAAAAAAGAAAUGUUUACAUUCAGCUAUUUUUGUUUUUUUCUUUUUUCCAAAACUUGCUGGAACUUGAAUGUCUGUUGCAUUAUGAUCAAAGUUGACUCUGAAAAUGUAUUUAUUAGGUCUGAAUAGACUUUUUGUAUAAAAGAGAGAAUAAAACCACUUGUUACUUUCA
Messenger RNA from Acanthopagrus latus (yellowfin seabream), 1756 nucleotides. Its product is annotated as dexamethasone-induced Ras-related protein 1-like. NCBI's taxonomy places the organism in Eukaryota, Metazoa, Chordata, Actinopteri, Spariformes, Sparidae. The transcript is spliced from 2 exons. Gene Ontology annotation, molecular function: GTPase activity; GTP binding. The coding region runs from base 601 to 1395 and encodes 264 amino acids. The record is from RefSeq and is a predicted model, not a curated record.